Molecule: messenger RNA, 968 nt
Organism: Vigna radiata var. radiata (mung bean)
Lineage: Eukaryota; Viridiplantae; Streptophyta; Magnoliopsida; Fabales; Fabaceae
Product: protein DCL homolog, chloroplastic
Exons: 3
Coding region: 48-689 (213 amino acids)
Biological process (GO): chloroplast rRNA processing; chloroplast organization
Cellular component (GO): chloroplast
Source: RefSeq, a predicted model, not a curated record
GAUUAUCAGCACUCACCACACCACCAUAAACCAAAACCCCAUAACCCAUGGCUGCUCCUCUUCUUCUCAGACAGGCUCUCCUCCUUCGUUGUGGAGACCAGAAAGGAGUUGUGCAGGUAGUUUGUUUCCAUAACUACCAAAGCUUCACCGCCGGAGCUAUCGCGGCGCGUUACAGGCCGUUGUGCAGCGCCACCGCCAACUUAUCGUCGGACGAAGCCGAUGAGAAAACAAAAUCUAGCGGCAUUAGCAACAACUCCUUUGUGCGGAAAGCUCAGUUCCCGUCAAGUCAGUCGCGGUGGGAGGAUGACCCCGAUUACCGGAAGUGGAAGGACAAAAAAGAGGAGAUUCUGAGGGACAUCGAGCCUAUCAUUAUGCUCGCCAAGGACAUUCUCCACUCCGGAAGGUACAUGGACGGAGCGCGAUUGAAUAUGGAAGACCAGAAAGCGGUUGUUGAGAAGCUUCUUGCGUACCAUCCACAGUCUGAAGAUAAGGUUGGAUGCGGCCUUGAAUCCAUUAUGGUUGACCGCCAUCCCCAAUAUCGACAGUCAAGGUGUCUUUUUAUAGUAAGAACUGACGGUGGCUGGGUUGAUUUCUCCUAUCAGAAGUGCCUUCGCGAAUACAUUAGAGAUAAGUACCCUACUCAUGCGGAAAGGUUUAUUCGACGACAUUUUAAGCGUGGAAGUGGUUGAUGUAUAUAUAAUGGAAUUUGGUUACUUUGGUGUGAUCAUAGCUUUUUACAUAUGCUUUUCCCUCUAAUUGCUCUCUGGCCUGCCUAUACUGUCAAUAGCAGUAGAUACCCAUUGAUUGACUGGGAUAUCAAGCUUAUUAUGAAAGAAACAGAGAAAAUUAUUCAAGUGGGCUUCACUUUGUUGAGUUAUAAGUUUUGUAAAACAUUUUAUUGGGCAUGCAAAUUGGUGGUUGGGUAACUGUCUGGUUGGCAGUAAGGAAUGAAUUUUGUUGUUUAAUGA